Messenger RNA from Zophobas morio, 878 nucleotides. RefSeq lists its product as uncharacterized. The record is from RefSeq and is a predicted model, not a curated record. Gene Ontology annotation, molecular function: enzyme regulator activity; glutamate-cysteine ligase catalytic subunit binding. The transcript is spliced from 6 exons. Bases 313 to 717 code for a protein of 134 amino acids. NCBI's taxonomy places the organism in Eukaryota, Metazoa, Arthropoda, Insecta, Coleoptera, Tenebrionidae. Gene Ontology annotation, cellular component: glutamate-cysteine ligase complex. Gene Ontology annotation, biological process: glutathione biosynthetic process.
CUACAGGAGAUUUGCUCCACUCUUCAGGUCCUCUGCUUUGCUCAGAUCCGAAGCAAGAAUUAAUAACCAGUUUAUCUCGUACUUUUCAAAGUCAAAAGCGUAUUGAACAUGUUGACAGCAUUAAACAAGUAUAUUAUUCAAAUAGCUUAAUAAGUUUAGUCUUGGACGAUCCAUGUAGCGUUGUAGCAAUAAAAUUGUUUUUAAAAAAAAUGGAAUCACGAAACUUUUUUAACUGCUUGGAGGGGUAUAACUAAAGAAUUAAAUGUUAGUCGUCUUCGUUGGUUUUCUGUGGCAUUAUCUGAAGUAGCCUCCAUGACUAAAGAAAUGUGGGAGUUUUUAUUUUCUCUUAAGGCCAAAAAUGUUAUUGAACAACUGGGUGCUUGCGAAUUAACUGUGGAGGAUCUAGAACAAAUCUACUCUUGGACUGGCCAAUUUCCCUCCUUUGUUCAAGUUACUCUCCACAUCGAAGGCCUUUCUUGCCCUUUGCUGUCGUUUUUAAAAGAACACAACAUUAAAAUUAUGAGCAACCAUGAUGCAACUUGUUUUAUACCUGAUGAAGUUAUUUCAAGCAUUAUUAAUAAAUUUAUGCCUGAAGAUCUACCGACAGACCAACUAUGGACGAUGUCUGCACUCGUGCGUUACUCCACUCAUAUCGACUGUCAGAGCGUAUUGAGCUCUAAGGGAUACAUAGUAUAUGUGGAACCCGUUAGUCUUUAAACCUGUUUUCGCUUAAGGAGUUCUUUUUCGGCUCUGAAACUAAUAAGCAAAGCGUAAGUUCGUCCCAAAUGCCAACUAUCAAUCUUUACUGAAAGAUUUAAUUAACCAUCUUAAUAUUUGUGAAAAAUUUAACAAAUAAAGAGUGUUAUAUAACAUAUCUG